AUGAAGCUAGUGAAUUUCGGACCUAGCAUAGUGGUGACAAAACCUUUUGGGCGUCACUUGGCCAAACAUCAAAUCCUACGGUAUGACAUUAAUAGUGGUGAUGGUACAGAUGAGAGCGUAGGAGGAGGAGGAGGAGGAGUUUGGGUUGACGUUGUACCAGAGCUGAAACGAGCUAAAAAAAAGCAUCCUUUGCUUUGUAUGAUGACGGAUUUAAACCCAUUGCUUUGGGUAAUACUUCCUGAUGGAAAGAUGCUAAUGCGUCUUGGUGGUUACCAUGGUUUUUCAACCGGGCUCGACUUUUUGGAUGUGUCCAAUAGGGAGGUUCAAAGAAUUGGGAUUAAUAUAUCCUUUCUUGAUAAUCUGCCUAAAAGGGAGGUGGAAAUGCCUGCCUGGGAACUCAUUGAUUGGAGAGCAAUGUCUGAUAUCUUUCAAGGAGGCUGGACACAUUUUGAGGAGAAUAUCGUCUCACUCCCUCAUUUUGACUUCCUGCUCCUAAUAAACUCUUUAAUUUGUGUUUGGUGGUUUCUUAUGUACCUUACCGGGUUCCACCGCCGUGUGUCAUGCAUUUUGGGAAAUCUAUCCUUAAGAAUUUGCACUUUUUCGACUGUCCCAGAUGUCAAUAAGGUCACUUUGUACCUCCAGAGAUCCAGGCUUAUUGAUUCAAUUAGGCUUAGCCUCCGUUCCAAUUCUCCAGAAUCCCUUCUUCCUCUUUUGCAGAGUCCUGCAUUGGAUGCUUUUGUUGUCAAUAACGCACUAAAAUCAGCGCCUUCCCCUGAUUCUGCGCUCUUGUUGAUUGAGAAACUGAAAAAUAUCUCACGUUUCUCACAUAAUCAGCAAACCCUCUAUACAUUAGCUAAGAUUCUUGCAAGAUGCGGGCAAACGAGUAAGCUUAGAGCCCUGAUCAAUGCUAUCGAUUCUGGGAAGUUUACCAAUGUUGCUCGUGUUAGUUUCAUGAAUAGGAUGCUGUGGUUUUCCCUUGCUGGAGAUCUCGACGAGGUUGUUAGUGUAUGGGAUGAAUGGAGGGCUUCGAAUAAGCCUACCUGUACUGAGGCUUACAACAUUGUCAUGUCUCUUUCGGCCAAGAAUGGAAAAGAUUAUGAGGCUGUGGUGUUGUUUCGCAGAAUAAUUGAUGAAGGGUUGCUUCCUAAUUCGAGAACAUACACGAUCGUGAUCGAGCAUCUUAUCUGCUCAAAUAAUUUAUCUGCUGCUUUUGAAGUUUUCCAAUUACUGCCACAGAUGCGAAUCAAGCGUAGCUUGAAGCAGUACUCUGUUCUGGUUGAUGCAUUUUGUCGGAAGGAUCAAUUAGACAUUGUGAGGACUUUGAUCAAUGAGAUGCGAGUUGAUGGCAUACUGCCUGGUCGAGCUAUGCAGAGCUCUUUGCAACGACUGCACGAGGCAGGCUGUGCUGAAGAGACAAAUGAGUUGAUAAAAGAAAUGGUUCCGGAUGGAAGGAUAAAGAGUAUCGCUUAUACGUUGGAUGGUAGUGACGACGAUGUUGAGGUUCAUGAAGAAAAUGAUCAUCAUGCCGAUGUGGAGGAUGCUGAGCAAGUACAGUUAAAACCUUGGUUAGAUCCUGCGGCCUUGGCUAGUGCCUUGCAGUACUGGAGACCCGAAGAGGUAUCAGCGUUGGAGGAUGCGAACAUUAUAUGGACUACAAGAUUAGUGUGCAAGAUGAUCAGGAGCUUCCGGUCUGCUCAAACAUCCUGGCAGUUUUUCUGUUGGGUUGCUUAUCAGCCAGGAUUCACUCAUGACGUGUAUACAAUGUCGAGGAUGGUUGUCAAACUGGCCCGCCAUGGAUGCACUGAUUUGGUUGAUCAGCUCUUGUCUAAGUCAGAUAAGGAGGGUAUACCAUUGUCAAUCAGCACAGCUAGAUUAAUAAUCGACUCUUAUGGCCUUUCUGGCCAUGGAAAGGCUGCUCUGAAGAUUCUUCAGAAUGUUAAAACAAUUUGUGGUCCAAUUUCAAGGAGAGGCCUUCUGAUUUUAUAUACGUCUAUUUUAAGGACGCUGACCAAGUGCAAGAUGAAUGCAGAAGCGUUGGACAUACUCGAAGAGAUGAUCUUAGUCGGGGUUGUUCCAGAGAUACAAACCUUUUCCGGCUUGAUGCACCAUUUUGCUGUAGAGGGGGAUAUCAAAACGGUGCAAAGACUCUUUGGAAUGGUGAGACAAAGUGAUCUAGAGCCAGAUGCCUUCAUGUAUCGAGUUCUGAUUCGCGCUUAUUGCAAAUGUGAAAGGGCAGCGCUCGCGAUAAGGGUAUUCGAGGACAUGCUGAACUCUGGAUUAGCUCCUGAUAUUGCUACCAAAGAUUUGCUCGUGAAAAGUCUUUGGAAGGAAGGCAAGCUCAGAGAGGCAGCUGGUAUUGAAGAAAGAAGUGAGGAGAUUAAUUGUGCACUUCCACAAGCUUUGCCAGGAGGAUUAUAUACUUUGAAUUCUGUGGAUCUUAUGAGAAUAUAUGACAUAUAUUCUGGCAAAUUCAAAUUUACUCUACACAAUAACAGCUAG
Oldenlandia corymbosa var. corymbosa is the source of this 2499-nucleotide messenger RNA. Lineage: Eukaryota; Viridiplantae; Streptophyta; Magnoliopsida; Gentianales; Rubiaceae. The record is from the annotation of a GenBank genome assembly.